AUGUCGCUUUGGGUUUGUUUUGAUGCCAUCUCCCCGGCAUUCGUAGUUGCGGAGCAGCUGCAGAGUCAGCGUUUCGUGUUUAGCUUUGGGCCUGUGGCUUCAAAUCUCUCGCUCCUUGUUUCGCUACACAACCCUCAGGACCCCCCCACCAGUGAGGCUGGUUUGUUACCCCGCUCGAGAACCCGGAAAGAACCGUUUUCGCAAACAGUCGGAAGAUCGCAUCGACUGGGCGUUACUGUCAACGAAAAUACUGAGUUAUGGAUACGCAAGAAAUGGAGAUUUCUCACCGGCGUGAGAGUAUCCCAAAAAGACCAAAAGACAACGUCAUUUCCACCUGCCGAUGAUUCUCAGAUCUCGCCUAUUUCUCCCAAGUCGCCUAUUGCCGCCCAGUCGCCACCGGUUGACAACAAGGAACUCACUCUGCAGAACACCAUUUACAAUGCGGGAAAGAAUUUCACACCCGUUUCUCGGCGCCAGUCGAGCGCUUCUAAAGCUAACGGCGCUUGUGUAGACGAUGACAGUUCUCCCAAACUGAAGUGGGAUGAGGCGAACCUAUACCUUACAGAGCAGGAACGAACAUCUACCAUGAAAAUCGAUGAGCCGAAGACUCCAUACGUACCUCACUAUGACAUAGACCAGGAAGACGAUGAGGACGAUCCCGACGUGGGCGGAAUCGAUGCUGGCGAUGUUGCUGUUGAUGAAUUGGAUAUGUGCAAGAGCCAGAAGAAGGGAGGACGGAAUCGCAAAGCGCGCGAGGAUGAAAUUCCGGAUCUGGACUUGGGAGAGGCUGAGGAAACGUAUUGGAAUGAUAUAAGUGAGGAUUCAAGGAUUACAAAGACCAGAAGCAUGAGCGACAGCAGUAUGAGCGGCAGGUCUGGGAAACACGUCAUGAUGGGUGAUGGUUGUGGGGAGGAGCUUCGGCGGACAGAGAGCCAGGAGGCCAGGGAAAAACAUAUCGCCUUUGAGGAACACCGGAAAAAGCACUAUGAGAUGGCCGGAGUCAAAAAUUUACUUGGCCAUCCCGAAAACAUCGAUGAUCUCGACGACGACGACGAUGGGGACAGCUCUCAACGACCUCCACCGGUGCCGAAGCUUCCAAAGUAA
This is a messenger RNA of Ophidiomyces ophidiicola, 1104 nucleotides long. RefSeq lists its product as uncharacterized. Gene Ontology annotation, molecular function: protein phosphatase inhibitor activity. The record is from RefSeq and is a predicted model, not a curated record. The transcript is spliced from 4 exons. The coding region runs from base 1 to 1104 and encodes 367 amino acids. NCBI's taxonomy places the organism in Eukaryota, Fungi, Ascomycota, Eurotiomycetes, Onygenales, Onygenaceae. Gene Ontology annotation, biological process: regulation of signal transduction.